Messenger RNA from Amphiprion ocellaris (clown anemonefish), 1212 nucleotides. RefSeq names its product complement C1q-like protein 4. Gene Ontology annotation, molecular function: protein binding. Lineage: Eukaryota; Metazoa; Chordata; Actinopteri; Pomacentridae. The coding region runs from base 134 to 820 and encodes 228 amino acids. The transcript has 4 exons. The record is from RefSeq and is a predicted model, not a curated record.
GAAAGCCAAAAGAAAAGAGUUGUUAGGAAACAUGUACACUGUAUGUAUAUAUAUGACUGUUGCUCUAGAUCCUGAAUCAGUCUACCAGAACUUUUGAAGCCUUCUGAAGCUCCCAUCAGUUUCCAGCAUCACCAUGCGAGCUAUUGUAUUGUUGUGUCUGUUGGAAGUGGCGUUCGCCAAGCCUGAUUUUACCUGGGGCGGAAACACAGACACUGGAGAAGGUGGAGAACCCAACAAAGGACAUGUUUGUGUUACGGACCAGGCGACGUGUGGCUGCUGUUUGAUGCAGCAACAGAUACACAGGAUGAAGGAGUUUUUUAACAUGAGUCUUGGCGAGCUGGAGAAGGAACUGAUGAAAACAAAAACGGUCCUCAACAACGUCAGAGCCAGCCGCAGCGCCUUCUCCGUCGCUCUGACCAAUGACGACAGUUUGAAAUGCUUUGGUCCUUUCCGUGACGAUAGACUCAUCGUCUACAAACACGUCUUCAUCAACCUGGGAGGCGGCUACAGUGUGGACACUGGUGUCUUCACUGCUCCCCGCUCCGGUGUCUACAGCCUCGCCCUCACCGUCUACAGUGAUGCCGGCUCUCCUGGCAACACCUUGGCUGCCUGUGCUGGCCUGAUGGUUAAUAGUAAGUUGGUGGCAGGACCCAGUGAAAGAAACAUGCAAGACCAAGAGGACAGUGCCACCAUUGUUGUGGCCCUUCACCUGAAGGCUGGGGACAAGGUGGCGGUCAACCUGCCCAUCGGAUGUUUCCUCUGUGACGACAAGAGCCACUAUAACACUUUCACUGGCUUCCUGCUGUAUGCUACUGACUAAGUUAGGGAAAGGUAGCAGCUUUGGGUUUCUUUACUCUAAAGACAAGGUUUGAAUCUAUUGCAUAAAAUCUUUCUGAAGUGACAGUCAUACAUUGAACCCUCUAAUCUUAUACACUCUGUCAUCCUCACACAGUGCUCUAGUCUUUAUUAUCCUUGUUUUGUUUCGUCAUACCCACCAACCCUGUGUCCAGUGUUAUCUUUAUUUUUUUAAGCAUUAGAAAUCUAAUUAUAAUCUUGCAUGUAACUACUGUCCAUAUUCUAGCCUAUUCACACCUGACUAUUGUCAUGCACAGUACUUUUCUCCUCGUCAUUUUUCAGACUGAUUCUAUGUAGUGGAAAUAUGAGAUCUAUAAAAUUACAAGAAAAUAAAUGUGGAUUUUGAAAAAAUUACAA